Drosophila sulfurigaster albostrigata is the source of this 1017-nucleotide messenger RNA. RefSeq lists its product as uncharacterized. Bases 1 to 1017 code for a protein of 338 amino acids. The transcript is spliced from 2 exons. NCBI's taxonomy places the organism in Eukaryota, Metazoa, Arthropoda, Insecta, Diptera, Drosophilidae. The record is from RefSeq and is a predicted model, not a curated record.
AUGAGGGCUUUAACGUUAGUUCUGAGUUGUGUUAUCCUGGCUGUUUGUCUGGUGCAGCACGCAGGAGGCGCCAGCACGGCAGUAUCUACGACAACAACGACAACAACAACAACAACCACGGAAUCCUCCUCCGACACUACAACCACUACUGAAUCUUCUAGUGACACAACCACCACCACUUCAAGCUCCAGCUCUAGCUCUAGCUCCAGCUCUUCUAGCUCCUCUUCCGCAGCACUUAAACGGUUGAGAAGGAGGCUGAAGCGUCUCAGACGUUUGGAACGUCUCAGGGCCGCCCUUUGUGUGGUGCAGCACGCAGGAGGCGCCAGCACGUCAACAUCUACGACGACGACAACAACAACAACGACAGAAGCCACAACCUCCACAACCACGGACUCAUCAGAUACAACCAGCACCACUACGAGCUCUGCUGCAGCUCAGGCCCGGCUCAGACAACAGCUACUUAAACUGAAGCUAUUGAUUAGUUUGAGGGCCGCCAAAAAGAAAGCAACUGCCAAGCGUAAGGCUGCUGCCAAGCGUAAAGCUGCUGCCAAGAAAAGGCCGCCAGGAGAAGGUGGUCAUCGAUUCAGCUUGAGUAUGAGAGUCCUAACGCUAAUUCUGGGCUGUGUUAUCCUGGCAGUUUAUGUGGUGCAGCACGCCGGAGGCGCCAGCACGUCAACAUCUACGACGACGACAACAACAACGACUGAAGCCACAACCUCCACAACCACGGACUCAUCAGAUACAACCAGCACCACUACGAGCUCUGCUGCAGCUCAGGCCCGGCUCAGACAACAGCUACUUAAACUGAAGCUAUUGAUUAGUUUGAGGGCCGCCAAAAAGAAAGCAACUGCCAAGCGUAAGGCUGCUGCCAAGCGUAAAGCUGCUGCCAAGAAAAAGGCCGCCAGGAGAAGGGCAGCCAGGAGAAGAGCAAAUGUUUCCACCCGAUCGGGAGCUUCCAGGAGAUCGUCUUCUUCUAGAAGAUCAGGUGCAAGAAGGAGAAGGAAUCGCAGAGGUUAA